CUAUUAUUUUUCUUGCAGCCGAGUUAUUUUGUUUUGAUUUGUGUUAAUUAAUUGCAAGUAAUUAGCUUAAAUUGUCUGUUAAAUAGAAAGGCAACAAAAUGGAGGCGGUGCCGCGAUUGCACAUGCUCUGGUUCGCUCUUAAAUCGAGUCCCGAAGGAACCUCCUUUGCGGCUUUGAAAAAGUACAUUGCGGAAUUCUAUCAUGAGGACCCCGAGGCCUAUUCCAAGGAGGUGCAUGCCCUGGAGACCCUGCGAAACCAGGCAAUGAACACCACCAAGGAUGGGGCACCGGUGAUGAAGCGCUACUACUGCCAGCUGCACGCCCUCCAGAACCGAUUUCCCCAGCUGGCCGAUCGCGGGAUCUUCACGUUCACGUGGAAGGAUCUCUAUCACAGUGCCGUGCACGAGGUCAGCGACUUGAGAUUCGAGCGGGCCGCCGUGCUGUUCAACAUUGCGGCAUCGCACACGCAAUCCGGAGCUUCGGUGACCCGCGGUGAUGUCGAUGGCAUGAAGAUGGCCUGCACCCACUUUCAGGCGGCGGCUUGGGCCUACGGAGAGCUGAGGGAGCGCUAUGCCAACGUGAACAGUGGCGGAGACUUCAUGACCCACGAGCUGUUGGUGUUCCAGCAGCAAGUGUGCUUUGCCCAGGCCCAGGAAUGCAUACUGGAGAAGUCACUGAUCGACAACCGGAAGCCACACAUCGUGGCCAAGGUGACCGCCCAGAUUGUGGUCUACUAUGGAGCCGCCCUGGCUGCCCUGCUAACCGGAGGAGAUGAUGGUCCGGUGGCCCAGGUCAUCGAUAGCUCGGUGUACAAGCUGUGGAAGAAGUACGUGCGCUUCAAGAUCAACUAUCUGACCUGCAUCUUGUACCUCUAUCAGGGGCAGCACUCCGAGGAGAAACGUCAGAUGGGCGAGCGGGUGACGCUCUAUCAGGCCUCAUGGGACAAACUGGAGGAGGCGCGCAAAGAGUCCAAGGGUUUGCCCGAUCAGCGGGAGAUCAAUGAAUCCCUGAGCUUCACCGCUGAUGUGGUGGAGGCCAAGCGCAAGAAUGCCAAAAACGAGAACGAAUUCAUUUACCACGAAGCGGUGCCGGAACUCUCCACCAUUGCAGCGGUCCAAGGUGCCAAUCUGGUCAACGGCAUCGGGUUUCAAGUGACCGACGAGGAGCACUCGGGACCAGAUAUCUUUGCUCGAUUGGUGCCGAUGAAGGCCCACGAAGCGAGUUCUUUGUACAGCGAGGAGAAGGCCAAACUGCUGCGAAAGUAUGGAGCCCUGCUGGAGGAGAAGGACACCCAACUGGAGGCCUACAUGAGCUCGCUCACCCUGGACAACCUUAAUAUCAACGAGGAACAGGCCAACAAGUUGCCACAGGGCAUUGUCGAUCGCUGUGCUGCCUUGAAUGCCAACAAGACUGCCAUUAGCGAUCUGGUGGAGGCCAUGUCUCAGCUGGCCGAGAUUACGGCCGAUGUGGAGACCAAUCUCGGCGAGAUUUCUCAAAUACUGGAAGCGGAAUCCAAGGCGGAGCGGGAAUUCCAGUCGGUGAGCGGCGUCCAGCGAACUCCAAAUGCUCACAUUACGGAGUUAACUCGAGAGUUCCAGAAGUACAGUGAAGCUCAUGCCCGAGCAGGCGAGUCCAAUAACACCCUAAGAAAGGCCAUGAGCCUGCAUGUGAAUAACCUGAAAAUCCUGGCCCGACCGUUGCCCGAAAUCCAACAACUGAUGCCCAAACUAAGUUCCGAAUUGAAUACCACCGAAAUCUUCAGAGAUGUGAAGCUCAUCCUCAACAAGGUCAACGAAAUGAAGGCCCAGCGAGCCCAAUUCCAUGCGGAUCUAAGGAUAGCCAUCAACGAGGACGAUAUUACGGGCAAAGUGAUUGCCCAUGGUGGUCAGGAGGGUCUCCAAGCUCUAUUUGCCACCGAGCUGGGCAAGCACGACAAGAUAACCGAACUCCUGGACCAAAACAUGGUGGCUCAGGCCAACAUUUUGCAAGCUCUAACUGAAAACUAUGCCAAGGCGGCACCGGUUCUGAAGACGCUGCAGGAUGUGAAGCAGAAACGGGAGCACUUCUACAGCUCCUUGGCUGCCUCCUAUGACGUGUAUGAGGAUCUGCUGGCCAAGUCGGCCAAGGGUCUGGAAUUCUACAAGAAGCUGGCCGGCAAUGUGCAGAAGCUACUCACCCGAUUUCGAUCCGCCAGGGAUGUGCAGUCCGAGGAGCGACAGCAAAGGAUGCAGAGCGUCAAGGCGGCCACCACGCCGGUGGUCAGUAAAGUAAUCCCGGAAGCAGUACCUUCGCCAGCGGUCAGUAGCACGCCCAAAUUGAGGGAUUACCUCAAGGCCAAGGCGGCAAUGGCGGAUGCCUCGAAUCCCGCCACUCCGGGCUAUGUGCCCACAGUGCGUCCGGUGCCGGUGGGCUCGGAGAAUCCCACCCAGGCCGCAUGCUCCUAUGCCACUGCACCGCCAAAUGAGCCGCCGCCACCGUACAGUCUCACCCAGCAGCAGUACUUUGAUCCCAGUGCCGCCGGCUACACGAAUCCCAUGUACCAACAGCAGCAGCAGCACAUCGCUCCACCGGCCUACAAGGCCCAAGCGUCGCCCAAUUCCCAGACGCUCCACGCAGCAAUGGCCCAGAUGAAUCUGCAGGCACAGGCGCCGGAUAACAACCCGGCGGACUCGGGCUACAGCCAGUACGGGUAUGCCAGUGGAGCAGUGCCUCCGCUGACCUAUGCUCCACCCGCAGCUGGAACUGCUCCGGCCAGUUCAGCUGCUCAGGGAUUCAACAUCCAGCAGCCCUUGUAUGUGGCCACUUCGGGCAAUCCCCAUCCGGUUUCAAAUGCCAGCGAGCUGCCCUCCUCCCUCCAGGCCCCGUUUGUGGUCAAUCAGAUGGCCAAUCAGUACCAGGGAACGGCAGGCUAUCCCGGACAGGGCUACCAAACGCAACAGGUGUCUUACCCGCCGGCAUCUACUGGAUAUCCGACAGGACAGGCCAUGGCAUAUGCUCCCAAUCAGUCGGUGCAGCAGCAACCAGGAGGAUAUCUCCAAGCUCAGACUGCGGCUUAUCCCCAGCAGCCAUCAGCAGGAUAUUCCCAAUCUCAUACGCCACAGCAGUCCACUGGAUAUCCCCAGUCACAGACACCGCAACAACAGGUCACAGGUUACUCUCAAAGCCAACCACCUGCUGGAUUUACCCAGCCACAGACACCGCAGCAGCCAAAUGCAGGUUACACACAGACGCCACCGCAGCAGGCCACAGGAUAUGGCCAAUUCCAGGCACCACAACAACCCCUGCAAUAUCAGCAGCAAUCGACGGGUUAUACACCUCAGCAGCAGCAGCAGCCAGCUCCGCAACAACCUUCACUCUAUCCCUCGCAGGCCGUCCAGGGAUCGCCUCAAACCAUUCCAGGGCACCAGCCUUUGCCACAGAACUCUGUGCCAUCCAUGCAGUAUCCACAGCAGUUCGGUGAUACCCAUGCACCUCCAGCUCCAGCUCCUGGAGUGUCUCCCGUGCCGAGUCCAGCUCCAGCUCCAGCUCAAACGCCUGCAUCCACACCAGCUCAGGCCACAGUUCCCGCCUCUACCUAUCACUCAGCCAACUACAGCAGCUACUCCAACCAUCCCGGCUACAGUUUCAAUCCGCAGACGGGAGUAUUCGAGUACAACAGUGGCUAUCAGCAGGAUAGCAGCUCCCUGAAGGGAUCGCAGGGAUCUCAGGGCUACCAGUUCAGCCAGAGCGGCAAACAGCAGUCGGUGGGCACCACAGACUCGGAGCACGCCAAACGCAGCAAUACGGCCACCGGAUUCGAUUCACCCAUCGUAUCCCACACCAAGGCUAGUCUGCCAGCUAAGGACUCCAAUGCGGCGGAAGGGGACAAGGAGUCGACCAACUACUAUACAACUCCUUAUGGCUACCAUGGCAGCCAGACACCCCAGCCGCAGCAGCCCACUCCUAAGCCUCCCACGAGCUCCAUUUACAUGCAGAGCGGUGCCACCAGCACGGCCCACACGCAAACUACAACCAGUGGACCGCCGUACGCCUCCUCCACAGCGUCGGUUAAAGUGGAACCCAAGGCAGAGGUGGUGGCCGUGGCCCCCAAGGUGUCCAGCAAUGUGGAUCUGCUGAGUGAUUUGGACAUUGACUGCUCCGUGGCUGUACCGCCGCCCAUGUUGCCGCAGCCCGUUUUGCAGCCCCAGGUGGUGGCCACACCCACUCCACCAGGAAGUCAGGUGUCGGCUCCCGUUAAGCCCGAAAGUGUGGUCGAGACCGCUGCUCCCACAUCUCCGGAGAUUCCACCAGCAACCGCCGAGGAAAUCGCUCCAGCUGCAACUGAACCCAAGAUCCAAGCUCCAAGAUGCACCAGUCUGGACAAUCUCUCCAACUGCUCUGAUUUAAGCUCCCUGGAGAAUUUCGACUGGGACUCGGUGUCCCUAACACAUUCCGCCAAUGAGAAACAGUCCAAGGCCUCGGCAGCCAAUGGGCAUUCGAACAGUUUUGCAUUCCAAGCCGAAACAUUCACCGACGAAAAGACCACGAAAUAUUUCCAAAAGGAGGUCGAGAGCUACGAGAAGUUGCUGGAGAAUCUGCACGUGAAAAUGCUGAACGGGAAGACCCAACUGGGUGCCAAGUGGCAGGAGUUGCAGCAGAAACUGGACAAAGACCCGAGUGCCAGCAAGCGAUUUACCACAAUUGCGAAACUGUUCCCGGAGAAAAACAGAUCCCUCGAUUGUCUGCCCUACGAUCAUGCUAGAGUUAAGCUGGACAAGCAGACAGAUGAUUACAUCAAUGCAGCCUACAUGAAGAACUUAAGUGCCGGCUGUCCCAACUUCAUCGUCGCUCAGACACCGCAGCCGAAUACCAUAAACGAUUUCUGGUCCAUGAUCUGGUCGGAAAAGUCACGUACUGUGGUCUGUCUGCAUACCACAAAUGAGCUUUUCGAUCCCUACUGGCCGCAGGCCUUGGACCAGCCCACUCACUAUGACGACUACACGGUGACCUGUGUGAGGGUGCAGCCACUUAGUCACUGCUCCGAGUAUCAACUAAAAUUAUCCAUGCAUGGUGCAGAUGCCGUCCUGGAUUUGUCCCUUCUUCAACUGAAGCAGUGGACCAAGGGGGCACCCGCUCAACUUUUGGGAGUGGCCCAAAAUGCGCUGGAGACCCAUCGACAGCGCUGCCAGGCAGCUAACGCCCCCGACUCGCCGCUCAUCAUGAACUGUUUAACGGGCUCAGAGCGCUCCGAACUGUUGGCCAUUGGUGUAUGCGCCAUUAUAGCCACUCAGAGCAAGCAGCCAAUUUUAAUCAAUAUCGUUGAUGUUUGGUCGCGCAUUUGCGCACAGCGUCAAAAUUCUCUGCGUGAUUCGGCCAUUCUGGAACAGUCCAUGCAGAUUUUACUUUGCAAUGCCCACAAUGUGCUUAACAAACGUGGCAUAAUGACAUCAUAUCAAAUGAAAAAUGCGCCGCAGGUGACUGCGAAGGAUCAGCAGGAGACCAAGGAUCCGCUCAACGAAUUGGAUGCACUCUGGAAGCUGAAAUGAACGACUGAACGAAACAAUCAAUAGCGGCAACAAAACUAACAAAACUAAAGCUAUAUGUGUAAUCAAACCUAUUUCUAACGAUCUGAUAUUGUUGCAAACAAUUUAAGACAAGACAAAAGUAUUUCUAAUCUAUAUCGUAAUUGUCUUUUUCAACUGUUAUAAGAAGUGUAUUGCAAAGCGAACCGUGAUGUGUUAAUGGGAUAUUGUCAAGCGUUUCAAACUAAUCUAUACGAGUACAUUAUUUAUCAAAGAACCAUAACUGGAUAUUGUCAAACAUUUAUAUCACCUAAUAAUAAUAAAUAUCUUAAAAAUCAAA
This is a messenger RNA of Drosophila elegans, 5841 nucleotides long. RefSeq names its product tyrosine-protein phosphatase non-receptor type 23 (gene mop). NCBI's taxonomy places the organism in Eukaryota, Metazoa, Arthropoda, Insecta, Diptera, Drosophilidae. Gene Ontology annotation, molecular function: protein binding; protein tyrosine phosphatase activity. The transcript has 10 exons. Gene Ontology annotation, biological process: endocytic recycling; early endosome to late endosome transport; protein dephosphorylation. The coding region runs from base 99 to 5525 and encodes 1808 amino acids. The record is from RefSeq and is a predicted model, not a curated record. Gene Ontology annotation, cellular component: endosome.